Messenger RNA from Lytechinus variegatus (green sea urchin), 4595 nucleotides. RefSeq lists its product as uncharacterized. Gene Ontology annotation, molecular function: hydrolase activity, acting on ester bonds. NCBI's taxonomy places the organism in Eukaryota, Metazoa, Echinodermata, Echinoidea, Temnopleuroida, Toxopneustidae. The coding region runs from base 11 to 1624 and encodes 537 amino acids. The transcript has a single exon. The record is from RefSeq and is a predicted model, not a curated record.
GGGAAGGGGUAUGACCCCUCGGGCCAGAGAGGACUUUGUUCCUUCUCUUGGAAGAGGUCGUGGACUUGCGUCUCAUGACCUUUCUCUGUUGGCCGGCAGCAGUGUCUCUCCUGCUGUCGGAAGGGGCAGAGGAGCAGUUCCCGCUGCUCCUAGCCCUUCUCCCAGGCUAGCCACGCCUGAUGCUUCGGAGGAGUGCGAGGAAACUUCCUCAAAGAAGAAGAGGGGUUCUCAGAAGUGCCCAAUGCGCGGAUGCGGUCAUAGGACCGUUAGGAUGCAGCAACAUUUGUUGCAGCACCUUCCCGAAUAUUUCAGGCCGCGCAAGGUGCAUUCGGGACCAAGAUUCCGUGAAGCACUUCGUCUUCGGCGGGCUGCAUGGCAUUACAUUUCGCAAUGCCUGCUAGGGGAUAGGGCGGAUGAGUUCGCGCUCGUAGAGCAUGUGAACUCAAGAUGGCAUGCAGAGUCUCCUCGGGUUUCCCAGGAGGAUCUGUUCGAGAUGAGGGCCAUGAUUGACCACCAUAAGUGGCCAAGAGUAGACCCUGCUCUCGAGCCUCGAGUGAACACGCCUGCAGCGUUGAUUCAUUACCGUCCCUUAGUUUUUCUGUUGGACCUACUCUCUGAUACUCAGCGAAAGCAUAUCGUUGAGUUGAGAGAGGUUCCAGGAAGACGUGCGCCACAGAUUCCUGUGAGGUCUGCAGCUCAGGAGUCUGUGACCCCGACGUCGGUCCCUCCACCUGUGCCUCAGCCAGAGGGAGGUCGACCUGACUUGGGCCCUACUGACCCCGUCAAAUCCACAUUGACCCUUAGGGGUUUCGAUUCUCAUUUUCACCCGGACGGUCUUCAUGCUUUUGCAAGGCAGGUCCAGCAUCCUACCCCUAUGGCUCCUGGGAGGGCACCCGUCCACUGUGUAAACGUGGAGGGGGGAGUGAAAAACUAUUGUUUUCCAGAGUUUUUCACUAAUCCUGCCCUUGAACAGGAUCUCCUGAAUAUUCAGGAAGGGGCAAUGUGGAAGAUUGCUGUUGGGAUCCAUCCCAAGCAGGCCCAUCUCUAUACUAGGAGACAAUGGGACCUGCUAAUGCAUUACCUUGCCUUUCCCAGGGUAAUCGGACUCAGUGAGGUCGGGCUCGAUCACACCAUGAGUCCAGAGGUAUGGAGACAUCAGGAGGCUCUCCUGUAUCGUCUCCUAAGCCUUGGUACCUUGGGCAAGGUAUUAAUAAUGCAUAUUCGGGGAUCGGAUCGGGACCGUUUGGGCAAGAAUGUUUAUUCUAUUGUCCUUAAGGCAUUACGGGAGAAGUGCCUGGUGCAUCAGAGGAUUCAUCUCCAUUGUUUCACUGGAGACCUCUAUGCAGUCCGCGAAUGGACCCAAGCCUUCCCCCAUUGCUACUUUGGUAUAACGGGUUAUUGCAAGAACUUCUCUACAAAGCAGCGUGCUGCGGUCCGGGAGAUCCCGCGGGAUCGGCUCCUGUUGGAGACUGCUUCUCCCCAUCUUAAGGUCCAUCCAGACCAGGCGUAUAAUACCCCUGCCUAUCUGGGUGAUGUGGGCCAAUUGGUGGCGACAUACCGUGGGACCUCCCUUACAGAGAUCAUGACCAUAACAUUUGCCAAUGGGCUGCGGCUUUAUGGGUAGGCCUCCAGUCCAGAGAACUUCACCCCUAGUUGGAACACUCGUUGAAAAAUAAGUUUUUAUUGUUUUUUAAUGAAUUUUGAGAGUUACUUACUCGCCAAAUUUUAUCUAAUAGGUAUGAAAUAGGAAACGUCUAUAUUAAUGUUAUAAAAUAAACACAAACCGAUUUCCAUCAUUUAAUUUUAUGAAUAUGUAUGGUUCGAAUAAACGUUUCAUACCUAUGAUGCAACUACAGAAGGUAGUCUGUUCUGAACAUAUUUUAGGAGAUAUUUUUUAUGUUUGAAAGGCAAUACAUUCGCACCUAACUACCCAAGUUGGUAAAGGACUUAACAGGUGAAUGAAUUAUUUUGAGCUGCUUAGUAAUAUUGGUUUCUAAAAAUUACCACUGAAAAAAAAGGGAAGAAAAAUUUUACUGGUGGAUCAUUUAUGUACAUAUUAAUUUCUAAAAAUUUUACUGGUGGAUCAUUUAUGUACAUAUUAAUUUCUAAAAAUUCGUAAUCCAGGUUAUGUCUGUGGAAAAGCUGAUUCUUAGCCUGUGAAAUACUUAAUGUUUUGAUCAGUUCCACAUCUUGAUUAUUACGUCUUUCCUGUUGGUGUGACGUUAUUGUGUACUGAGGAACAUUUAUAUGAUUCCUAUCAGUACAGAUUUUACGUCUUUCCUUCUGGUGUAACAUUCUUUUUGUAUUGAGGAGUUAUUCUUGUAACUCCUACUAAUACAGAUGUUGAAAAUAGACAUGAUGCUCAGGUAUAACAAUAUUCUUUCAGAGAAGUGUUAUGAGAGACCUUCUCUUAUCUAUACUCCUCACUUUAUAUCGCAGACUCUGUUAUAACAAUCUGCUUUUCUACAUUUUUUCAAUUUGUGGGAAGGAUUACAUGUGUGAAAAAAUGAACCAUUUCAUACAUACACCCAAAGGGUACUGGUUAAGAACCAAUAUUAUUUUAAUGAUAUAACUUUGACCUUGCCAUACUGUGGCAGUAACAUAUAUCUCACCAGAGGUAACUCCUUAUACAUAAAUGAACCAAAAUGUCUUUUACACAGAGUGUUUCCUUAACUAGGGUAACAAGAGUAUCCCUUAUUUAAAUGAGUACACCUUGUCCUCUCCAUCUUUGCUAAAUUUUAGUAUGUUGGUUUGUAUGUUUCCUUCGGAAUCUGGAGAUUACUUUCCUGCAGUUGCCUGGACAGGUGUUCUUGCCUUUUGAGGUUAUUUAAUCAAACUUUUAAAUCUUCUAGUUUGGAGGGAUGCUUUCAGUUAUGAAUUGAAGUUCUUAUUGGCCUCGCUCCCAGGUUCCUUGAUGUGUAUGCAUCAGAGAUUGUGUGAUUUUCCUUAGGCAAGGAGAUGCCACACAAUCUUGGGAACCGGGAGGAAUGUUGUGAAUUUGUGUUGUCUCUUCGGUAUCCAUCCUCUUUGGGCUGACGGGUCUCACUUACGUGUGCGUGUGCACACUUUUGCACACGCGCGUAUUAUGUGCGUCCCCUGCAGCCCGUAAGGUGUAUCGGCCAAGAUCCGCCAUUCUCGGAUCUGGGCAGCAUCAGUGAGGAUCUCAACCUACACUUGCUGCUCCGGGUUCGGGGACUUCCAACACGCGCUCACAUCCAUCCAAGUUCACCAACCAAUCCUGAGUGAUACUGAGUGACACUUUUUACUGACUGUUAUAAUUGCUGUGAUGUUCGCCGGCGAUGUCCCGGGUGUCGUCGACGUAUUUGUAAGUAUAUCUGAGUUUCCUCCUUUUCCUGUCCUGACUCUUGCUUUCACUUUGCCUAUUUUCUAAUCUUGUGUGUGUGCGACUUUCUUGACUUAGUUUAGAAAGUCUACAUUUUGCACUCUCCCCCUUUCAUGAAGAGCCCCCAAACUCUUCAAUGUAUUCAGAUCCCAGAUUUGACAGAUGCACGUUGUACAAUUAUUGCGAUUGGAGAUGUUACUGAUGGGUAUGUAUACUUUUUGUCAUAUUGAUGUUGAUAAUCUUGGUAUUGAUAGUCUUGUUAGUGAAUUACUUGAUGUUUAUUUUUAUUUUUUUUUUUCAGGUAUUUUGAUCUUUUUUUUACAUGAUAGUAGGUCUCUGUAGAAAUCAUCAAGUAUAUUGGUUUUUAACACUCAUAAGAAUGUGUUUGAAGAAAUAUUGAUUUUGCAUUAAUAGCAUAGAUUACUUGACAAUUUUGAAAAAUUUGUUUGUUGAAUAAAUAAUAUCACUUUUUUAUUGUGUUUUACCAUGAUUAUGUAAAGAAUUAAAAAUGUUAUUUUCAUUAAAAUCUUAUUGAAUUAAAUGUUAGAAUUUCAAAAAUUAUAAUAAGAAAAUGUUCAAUAUUAAUAUUUUUGUCUGUCAUAUUUGUUUCAUGAGCCUUUUUUGUCACCUGUUUUGGAAGUUUCUUAGGUUGUUGUUUUGGGUUGUGUCAAUAUUGUGUGAAAAAUUUCACACUUUCUUUUUUAAUUUAUUAGAGAAAGCAAAAUUGUGGGUAUAGCAAUAGCAUUGUUAUUUCUUUUUUGCAAAUAUUUUGGAAAGAAUCAUGUUAGGCAUUUGAAAUUAGAGUUGUUGGCUAUGACAUUGAAAUUUUGCUAAAGUUGUCAAUUUCAGGAUGUCCAUUGGAGCCAUCAUUAAACUAUGAAAAUUUUUAACUGUGAGCAGAUUAUUUGAUUCAGAUGAAUCUGUUACAGUUAUGCAUGUUCUUUUUUCUUUUGAAUGAAAGCAUUUUGGUGUCUGGGGAUUGCUCUGUAUCAAAAAUUUGAUCGAAGUUGAUUGUCCCUGCAACCAGCCCUUGCACCACUAAGUACAAGUCUUAAGUAAUAAUUAAGGAAGGCAUGCAUACAGAAGUUGAAGGAAGAGUAUGUACAUGCAUUUGGGAACUUUUGCUAUCUUUUUUUCUUAUGAUUUUCUGUGCCAAUCAUUUGUAAAUUUGUAAUUUUUACGAUAUGUAUUUAUCACGUAAUAUAUCGAGAAGAUUGAAUCAUAUUGAGAUUCCUUAAUAAAACACAUACUU